AUGGAACCUCCAAUAUCUUCUCUCAGUUCAUACAAAUUUCUUGCCAAAACGAUAAAAAUACAAUUCAUCAUUGCCCAAGAAUCACAGGAUAGUUUAGAAGCCAAGAACAGAGUACCAGCUUUGACCAUGAAACGCCGUGAUUUGGUGAUGAAAUACUUCAAAGAAGAGGCACACAGAGAAUUGUACAGGAGAAUGGGCAUGGAAUUACCAUCAAGAGUACAAGCUGGACUAUUUGAAUCCAUAUCUCUCCAUGCUAGUUCAUUCCCUGAUGAAGCUGACCACAUGAUUGUGUGCCCUGUGUUUGUGAGCACAAGCAAACUCUUGUGUCAAAUAAAGACUGGAAUUCAUGUUGAUGAGGAUGAGGCGGUCACGUGGGAUUUAGUUGACCCUUUUAGUCUUGUGUUACGAGCUUGUAAACCACCAAUUCCAUGCUUGAAGAAAGUGAAAAUCACACAGAAUUUGGGUUCUGAGGGAGGGUCAUGUUGUGCUAUUUGCUUAGAAGAUCUUCCUGUUGGGUCUGAAGCUGCAAUCACUGCUUGCUCUCACGUGUAUCUUUGUCAUUGCAUAGUUAAGUGGGUGAUGAAGAGAACUUCGUGCCCUAUGUGUCGCUCUAAGUUGCCUUAA
This is a messenger RNA of Dovyalis caffra, 624 nucleotides long. The record is from the annotation of a GenBank genome assembly. Lineage: Eukaryota; Viridiplantae; Streptophyta; Magnoliopsida; Malpighiales; Salicaceae.